Messenger RNA from Athalia rosae (coleseed sawfly), 1541 nucleotides. RefSeq names its product farnesol dehydrogenase-like. The transcript has 6 exons. The record is from RefSeq and is a predicted model, not a curated record. Lineage: Eukaryota; Metazoa; Arthropoda; Insecta; Hymenoptera; Athaliidae. The coding region runs from base 543 to 1298 and encodes 251 amino acids.
AAUCAUUAAAUUUCUAUUAUACCGAUACAGGGUGUGACACGACAGUACAGAUGAUGAUUCAGCUACAUUGGUUAUCUGAAAAAACUUCAACUCGAAGUGACAAAUUAAUCUCAAUCGCAGACACAAUACGUGAAAACCUUUUUGUUAAUAUACUUGUACGAUGUAUACUACGAGGCAAAAUUUUUCACGAAGCAUCGAAAGAUCAGAUUUCAAAAAGAUAAAAAAUUCGAGUAGAUUUGAAAGCGAAUGUUUGCACAUUUUUUGGAAGAAGUGUGCAUCGAUCUCACCAGGAAGCCUAGUGGGGGAAAAAAAACUUUUUCAUUUCUAGAACGAUCUACAGAAUAACUCACAAUAAGCUCACUAUCUCGGCUAUCGUUUACUACGAACUUUGAUCGGUAGUGUAACGUGUUGCUCUGCUAAAUCUCACUGGUUCAAAGUCCUGCACUCCUACGGCGAACAUAUUGCAAGUUAGUCGUGGACUAGGAAUACCGUUGGUAAGAAUAACCCGGCGCAUCUUCAUUUUCAAGAAAUAAGAAACAAAAAUGGAACGUUGGGUCGGAAAGGUCGCACUGGUGACCGGAGCGAGUGCCGGAAUCGGAGCCGCGAUAACUGAGAACCUUGUCAAAGAUGGUCUCAAGGUAGUCGCGGUGGCCAGGCGAGUCGAAAGGAUAGAGGAAAUCAAUGAAAAACUGAAAGGCGCCAAAGGUGAACUUCACGCAAAGAGAUGCGACCUGACUAAGGAGGAGGACAUCCUCGAGGUCUUCCGCUGGAUAAAGGAAAAUCUCGGCGGUGUUGAUGUCCUCGUUAAUAACGCCGGAAUGCUUGUGCCUGGGCCGCUGACCGGAGGAGAAACCGAAGGUUUCAAACGUAUGCUGGACAUAAAUGUGUUGGCCGUCGCCAUCGCAACGAGAGAAGCCGUGCGAUCCAUGAAGGAGCGACAAAUCCCCGGUCACAUUUUCAACAUCAACAGCGUAGCGGGACACUACAUAGGAUCGCCGAAUAACGUUGUAUCUCUGUAUCCGGCUACCAAGUUCGCCGUAACAGCCAUGUCGGAGGUGACGAGGAAGGAACUGGUUUUGGCGGGAACGAGGAUCAAAAUUACCAGCAUCAGUCCAGGCGGUGUGAAAACCGAAUUUAUAAGCUCUACCGGAGUCGAAGUUUUUACACCGGAAAGGUUGAAAUCGAUACCAUUGCUGAACCCCGAAGACGUCGCGAACGCCGUCAGCUACGCAUUGGGAACCCCGGAACAUGUUCAGGUCUGCGAGCUGACCAUUCGCCCUGUUGGAGAGUCUUUUUAACAAGUGUUUCGCGAGAAUCGCCAAACUGUGCACUACAUGUCAGGUGCAGAUUUGAAAAAAUGUGUAUGUCAUGCAUGUAGGGCCGUCUAUAUUUCAAAGGCAUCGUGAAAACACGUGUGAAAGUACAAGAUUUUCUAGAGAUUUUUCAUUGUGAGAAAAAAAAUAAGAACUCAUGAUUUUCGGAUGCCACUGAGGGUGAGUGGCAUUUGUAUUUUUCACAAUAAAUCUGGACAUUCACUGAAA